This is a messenger RNA of Linderina pennispora, 1916 nucleotides long. RefSeq names its product phosphoribomutase PRM15. Gene Ontology annotation, molecular function: magnesium ion binding; phosphopentomutase activity. The record is from RefSeq and is a predicted model, not a curated record. Lineage: Eukaryota; Fungi; Kickxellomycota; Kickxellomycetes; Kickxellales; Kickxellaceae. The transcript is spliced from 2 exons. Bases 1 to 1851 code for a protein of 616 amino acids. Gene Ontology annotation, biological process: carbohydrate metabolic process; purine ribonucleoside salvage.
AUGUCUUCUGCUGCUGAACCCAUUUCGACGCUUGUUGAGCGCUGGCUGUCUCAGGACAAGGAUCCAAAGACACGUGCCCAGAUCCAGGCGCUUGCUGAUGCCAACGACACGGAGGCCCUGGAGGCCCUGCUGCGUCACCCGAUCGAGUUCGGCACAGCCGGUCUGCGCGCACGCAUGGAGGCGGGGUACUCGCGGCUGAACCAGCUGACAGUGAUCACGGCCUCACAGGGCCUGGCGGCAUAUGUGGCCGAGAACGUCACUGGAGCGUGUGAGCGCGGCGUGGUGGUGGGCCACGACCACCGGUACAACUCGGACGUGUUUGCGCAGCUCACGGUGCGUGCGUUCCUGGAUGCCGGCUACCGCGUGUAUUUCUACCCGGGCAUCGGUCUGACACCCGAGGUGCCGUUUGCGGUGAAGUUCCUGAAGGCCGCAUGUGGAGUCAUGGUGACGGCGUCGCACAACCCCAAGGACGACAACGGCUACAAGGUGUACUGGGAGAACGGAGCCCAGAUCAAGCCGCCCCUGGACGUCGGCAUCGCCCGCAGCAUCCAGCAACACAGCGAGCCGCGCAACUGGAGUGUCGAGGGAGUCGAGAAUGACCCAAAGGUCGACGACGUCACAGAGCGCAUGAUGAACGAGUACUUUAAGGCCGCCGAGCACCUUGUUGCGGACCGUGCGGCUAACGCGGCCACAGAGCUGCGGUAUGUGUAUACAGCCAUGCAUGGUGUCGGUGCGCCGUUUGCUGCACGUAUCCUGGACACCUUUGGCCUGCCGCCGUACGUUGCAGUGCCGGAGCAGAUCGCUGCUGACCCGGACUUCCCAACUGUGUCGUUCCCGAACCCCGAAGAGAAGGGCGCGCUGGAUAUGGCCAAGGCCUUGGCUGACACGCAGGGCAUUGAGCUGGUAGUGGCCAACGAUCCCGAUGCCGACCGGUUCGCGGCUGCGGAGAAGCAGGCCGACGGCACUUGGCACUCGUUCACUGGCGACCAGCUCGGGUCUAUUUUUGCCGCCGCAGUGCUAGAGAUGGCACGUACUGACCAAGUGCCAACCGAGAAGCUGGCCAUGGUCAACAGCACAGUGUCAUCGCGCAUGCUCGAGGCCAUGGCGGCCAAAGAGGGGUUCAAGUACGCCGACACGCUGACUGGCUUCAAGUGGAUGGCCAACGAGCUCGCGGCGCUGCAAAAAGACGGGUACUUCGUGGGUUUCGGGUACGAAGAGGCCAUUGGCUACAUGAUCCACGACCAGGUGCUGGACAAGGACGGUGUGACGGCCAUGGGAGUAUUCGUGCAGCUGGCAGCGCGCCUGCACAAGCAGGGCCGCCGUGUCCACGACUACCUGGAGGACCAGUAUGCCAAGUACGGCUUCUUUGUGUCGAGCAAUUCGUAUGUCAUCAGCAACGAUCCAAAGAAGACCACUGAGAUCUUUUCGCGCAUCCGCUUUGGCCCAACCCAGCCCGAAUCCGGCGAUGUCGAGCGCACCGAGCUCGCCCGCGCUACCGAUGUCCUGCGGUACCCAAAGUCCAUCGGUGGCUUCCCAGUCAGCUAUAUCCGCGAUCUGACUGUUGGAUUUGAGAUGCGCGACGUCGACAUCCAGGACGUCAAAAUCAGCGUUGCCGAGGACCAGUUCGUCCCGACCUUCCCUGUCGACCACGGCGCCCAUAUGAUCACCUUCGAGACCCGUAAUGGCGGCCGCCUCACCAUGCGCACGUCUGGCACUGAGCCCAAGCUCAAGUACUACCUGGAGGUCCGCAGCCCGUCCAACGACCGCGCUGCCGCUGCACGCGACCUCGACGUCAUGUCAACUGCCGUCUUGGAGGAACUGAUCCAGGCCAGCAAGAACGGCCUGCUUUAGUCUAGAUAGUUGAACAACGCGCUUUUAUUUUCCUAUAAACUUAGUACAAAAUCAACUGCACUGCC